Penicillium malachiteum is the source of this 630-nucleotide messenger RNA. RefSeq lists its product as uncharacterized. The record is from RefSeq and is a predicted model, not a curated record. The coding region runs from base 1 to 630 and encodes 209 amino acids. Lineage: Eukaryota; Fungi; Ascomycota; Eurotiomycetes; Eurotiales; Aspergillaceae. The transcript is spliced from 2 exons.
AUGGCUCCUCUUCGUCAAGUCCACCUCGAAGAAGUUGUCUCGGUACUUGCCCAGAGGCUUGACUCGCUACAAAUCGAUUAUGCCAUUAUGGGAGGCGCCGCCGUCUGUCUCAUAGCGUCAACACCCGAGCGAGCGACCCAAGACGUGGACAUGGUCGUCCAUGUAGAUCACCAAUCGAUCACCGCAGACAAGCUCACCGAAAAGCUGAUUACUACCUUCCCGGGCGACUUCCAACAAAUACUUCAGUUAGGACACCCUAUCCCGGGCUACAAGCUUAAUCUCCCCCCGAUGGUCUUCGAUCAGGCUUCUUGGCCGCAACGACGUCAAUAUAACCUCAAGAAAGCCUCACGGCUGACGCGGGUGGUGAAGGGCCGGCCUGUUAAGUUCUUUAGUGCUGAGUGGAUCAUGCGGGAGAAGAUCCUAUCGCGGUAUCAACGACAGGGCUUCAAAUCUCAAAUCGAUUUGCAAGAUGUUGUCAACCUUUUGCGAUAUGCUCGACCUGGUCUGCCAGAGCUCGAUUUUGAUUCCGAUCAGGAGCUUCAAGCCGCGCUGACGAGUCUUCUGGAGGAGAUGCCGGCGUUGCGAAGCCGUCUCAGUGGAACUAUCAAAUGCAAGGUUGUCUUUGGCUAA